Molecule: messenger RNA, 805 nt
Organism: Triticum urartu
Lineage: Eukaryota; Viridiplantae; Streptophyta; Magnoliopsida; Poales; Poaceae
Source: RefSeq, a predicted model, not a curated record
CCUCCCUUCUCCUGGACGAGGACGGACAACAGUGCAACGAACAAGUACUCUGCUUUUGGAUCAAGAAGUACAGAGAAGGAACCAUAGAUGGCUACGUUCGCUUCUGCAGCUGUGCCCUUUCCAGGUCGUGUCGCCGGAGCCCGGCGGUGCGUGCUGGCGCGGGCUUCUGCGGCUAGGAGGACGCACUACGAGGUGCUCGGGGUGGGCGUGGGGGCCAGCAGGGGCGAGAUCAAGGCGGCGUACCGGCGCCUGGCGAGGGACGUGCACCCGGACGCCGCAGGCGCAGGCGGCGACGAGGGGUUCAUCCGGCUGCACGCGGCGUACGCCACGCUGGCCGACCCCGACGAGCGCGCGCGCUACGACCAGGAUGUGGCCAGCCGCGCCGCGGUGAUCACGACGCGGCGGGCGGCGGGGCCAGCGUUCCGACGCAGGACGUGGGAGACGGACUAGUGCUGGUAGGACGGCCGGACACACGCAUGCUCUGCUUUCCCGUUCGCCAGGCCGCCGGCCGUUUGGUUCAGACACGGCACCAUGUUGUGCUCGUGGUCGCCGGAGGAAAAACCGCGUCAGCUGCUGCGCGCCGUUCGAUCCGUCUUGGACGGCCCAGAUCAGGUGAUGCGUGUAAACUGCGGCACGGCGGGAGACGUUUUUAUAGAAGAUCUCAUGUGCGUUCGAUCAUUAGCAAGAUGCAAAAUAUGUACUACUAGAUCGAUUAGUCUACUGUAAAUUAACGGCUUAAAGCCCAAGGGACAUGUAUAGUUCCUACGAAUCACCAUAGAUCAACAUACUGAUCUUUCCGUGCGCA